Messenger RNA from Aspergillus melleus, 183 nucleotides. RefSeq lists its product as uncharacterized. NCBI's taxonomy places the organism in Eukaryota, Fungi, Ascomycota, Eurotiomycetes, Eurotiales, Aspergillaceae. The record is from RefSeq and is a predicted model, not a curated record. Gene Ontology annotation, molecular function: 2,3-dihydro-2,3-dihydroxybenzoate dehydrogenase activity. The coding region runs from base 1 to 183 and encodes 60 amino acids. Gene Ontology annotation, biological process: siderophore biosynthetic process. The transcript has a single exon.
AUGAUGGCUGCUACUCUAGAAUCCUACCGGGAAACAAUCGAGGCAGGGAUCCCACUAGGUCGUAUCGGGACUCCCGAGGACGUCGCGGGUGCUUGUCUAUUCUUGAGCAGCCGGGCUGGGUCGUAUGUCAACGGCGCCACCAUCGCUCUCGAUGGCGGAAGUGCGAUCGCCGCCAAGCUUUGA